Messenger RNA from Amyelois transitella, 460 nucleotides. It is a transcript of the gene Mor, whose product is annotated as moricin. The transcript has 3 exons. Gene Ontology annotation, cellular component: extracellular region. Gene Ontology annotation, biological process: defense response to bacterium. Bases 1 to 204 code for a protein of 67 amino acids. The record is from RefSeq and is a predicted model, not a curated record. NCBI's taxonomy places the organism in Eukaryota, Metazoa, Arthropoda, Insecta, Lepidoptera, Pyralidae.
AUGAAGCUGACUGGGCUCUUUCUGAUGGUGGUGGCGGUGUUCGCCCUGCUCCUCAGCCCUGCAGAGGCGGCUCCUGGCAAAAUACCAGUGAAAGCGAUCAAGAAAGGUGGCCAAAUUAUAGGAAAGGCGUUGAAUCGCAUCAGCAUAGCAAGCACUGCACACGAUAUCAUCAGUCAAUUCCAUCAUAAGAAGAAAAAACAUUAAAAUUGAAUAUAUUAGAAUAAUAUAUGCUUAUUAAUGUUAACGCAUUAAUAAGAUAUCUAGCUUAGCGCGUACAUUGUUCGUUUAUAAAUUUAAAUAGGUAUUUAUUGAUUUUUUUUAAAGUGAACUUAUUCAACACAUAAAGUGAAUAUAUUUUUAAGGUCAAUAAAUUAAAAAGUAUGUUUAGUUUUAUACAAUAAUUUCAGUAUUAAUGUAACAAAAUAUUUAAAUUUCAAUGUUCAGGUAUCGAAAACAAAUU